Molecule: messenger RNA, 3184 nt
Organism: Styela clava
Lineage: Eukaryota; Metazoa; Chordata; Ascidiacea; Stolidobranchia; Styelidae
Biological process (GO): regulation of transcription by RNA polymerase II
Cellular component (GO): nucleus
Molecular function (GO): DNA-binding transcription factor activity, RNA polymerase II-specific; RNA polymerase II cis-regulatory region sequence-specific DNA binding
Source: RefSeq, a predicted model, not a curated record
AUCAAUUUUAUAAAUUGUUUUUCGCAUUUAAUUUUACUCUUCGCGUUCUGUAUAAAAAUUCUUAAUUGAAGCACAGUAGCAAACGGUCAGGCAAAAUUGGACAGGGCAGUCAACUAGUAGUGAUAUUCAAAGCGGCCACUGACAUGCUAAGAUUAUAUAUAUAUAUAUAUUCCUGAUAAACAGUGUUAAUAUUGCCUUGCAUAAUACUAGAAACAGUUAGGUUUUUCUUUCAAGACAAUAGUCAGAACAGUGGCGAAACAAAAUUCUGAUAUGGACAGAUGCGAACCUAUUCGAGUGUGGUAGAUUAGUCGAAAUCGUUAGUGACUGAGUAAACUCUUAAUACAGAUCAUAUGUUGAGUAAACUAAACAACUUAUAAUAUAAAUUGAAUAGAAUAAGCUUGGCUGGUCCUCAAUUGUUGUCAAUUUUUUUUGUAAGUAAACUAUUUGUUCGGUAUGUCCAUUUGAACUCAUCAAAGGAAUCAAAAAAUAAUUAUGAUUACACGAUUAUGCGGUGUCAGAUGCAAAAAUUUGAGGGUCACGUUUUUGUUUGUACUAAAUGUGUGUUAUGCUUGAAAAAACUAAGAUACUAGCAAGUCAUAGGUCCGCUACGGGUAAUAAAAUAUUCAUACGGGCCGUUUGGAAGGCGUGAAUGUUUUAAAAUAAUGUCCUCGCAAAAUUGUAAAGAUAAUUGGAUGUUUAUCCUCCAAUCUUUUUGCGUUGCUUAACAAAACAUCAACUCAUCUCUCAUUUUGUUGUUCAGCAGUUGAAAAAGUAAAAUUCAAAUUUUAAUCGAGGGUGAGAACAAUUUUCUAGAAUUAUAAUACGCUUAAACGACGUCGAAGUUACGCAGUAAAAGAGCGAAAAGUCACGAUGCUUAUAAGCCCAAAUCACCCGGGUGCAGUCGUCAUACCUUCACACAAUAUGGCAAAGACAAAGCUGGGAUUCGACAUUGCUUCUCUGGUUGCCAGCGAUGAUAAAGACAGAUUAGAUCAUUUGAAAAACAAAAAAUCUAUAUUUGUUUCUGCCUUUGGUAAGUCAGGAAGAAAUUCACUACAUGAGAGACAUCAUCCAUACAUGAAUGGAAACGUUGAACAAUUUCAUCGCAACCGCGAAGAAAAGUUUAACAAAGAUGCGGCAAAACACUUUAGUCAGUCAUUAAUGCAUACGAGCUUUGAUAAUGCACAAGAAACCCAAGAAGAAAGAAAGAAUAGAAAGAGUAAAGACUGGAAUAGAGAUAGAGCAGACUCCUGGUCAAACUCAUCAAGUUCUCCACUUGGUCGAAGACAAUCUACAGAUAAAGAUAUGUAUGUAAGAGAAAAUGGAACAUUUACAACUAGAGAUUCUCCGCCAAAGAUCAAUCGUACUCCGCACCUUCCAUUUUCAGUAUCACCACCUCAAGCCCAUUCAAAUAAACAUCGCGCAUCUCUGUCGCCUCGGAGCGAUAUUUCCUCCAAUUCGAACGGACCUGACGUAGAAGACAAAAAAUCGCGUUCUAUGUUACCAGUGCUACCUAUUUCGCAUCAAACUACAUCGCCAAGCGGAAGUGAUCUACGACAUACCUCUCCGAACUCUAACCAAUUCUUUUCUGGCCCACUACCUUCUCCGGUAGGAUGUCUAUCGAUAUCCCCUCAAGGAUAUAUGCACCCGAUGGCCCAUGCGCCCACUGAUGGACCAGGUAACAUGAUGGACCGAAUUUUAUUUCGAGCGGCUGCUGCUGCCGCGGCGGGAAUUGGCGGUGGUUCACAAGAGCAAAGUUUGCCUCCGGUAUCCAUACCACACACGUAUAUGCCGUCAUUACCACCAAAUCCAGCGGCAAUGAUGCCCAUGGACUCAAUGAUGGGCGCAUCAAUGAGAAACCCGUUUCUUCCAGGUGCUCCACCACCAUUCAAUCCAUGGCUUAUGAGGCAGGGAAGAAGUCUUCAUCCAGCACCGUUUGCCGAUCCUUUACUUCGAGCCCGUUUCGGGUUUUUGAUGUCAAAUCCUUUUCAUCGUAAACCGAAAAGAAUAAGGACUGCAUUUACACCGGCUCAGCUUCUACGCUUAGAACAUGAAUUUGACAAAAAUCAUUAUGUAGUUGGUGCUGAAAGAAAACAACUUGCAAGUUCCUUAAAGUUAUCUGAAACACAGGUCAAAGUAUGGUUUCAAAAUCGUCGUACAAAAUACAAAAGACAGAAAAUCGAAGAAAAAGCUGCCGGAAGGAAACAUAAAUCGGAACCAACUGACGAAAUUGAAGAACCCGAUGAAAUUGAACUGAACGAAGAAGAUGAAGCAGAAAUUGACAGGGAAGAAGAAGAAUACGAAAGAAUGCGUCAGCAACAACAUCAAGACCGGAUUAUUGGAAAUAGAAAUAAUUCAUCAGAUAAUUUAAUAAACUCACAUCAAAUUCAUAUCAAGAAAGAGAAAUCGGAUGAAGAAGUGUUUUGAAAUGGCAGUGGCAAUAUUCAUUCAGAAUACCUAACUGAACUAAUAGUAUUUUCCAGUAAAAGUUACAAAAACCAAUGCAUCAGUUGGAUUUACCCAAAUGAACAAAGUGUGUCCUAAACAAAAUCAAAAAAUUGAUUCAAUGAGAAAAUGAGUUGUAUUAUUUGAGAGUUUUAUUGUUUUUGAAGCUUUUUAUGCCUUCAUUUUAUAAUAUGCUUUUUAGAGUUACCCACUGAGUGAAAUCGCGGAUAGUCAGAAGUAUAUCUGCUUUAGUCUUACGAUUUCUCAAUAUGCAGGACCGAAUUGUAUUUAUAAAAUGAUCUCGAAUAAAAAAGUUAUUCCAGAUAUAGAAAUGCUGUCUCUUUGCAGAUUCAACCAAAUAAGAAAUAAGACUGAAAAGUUUUGUACUUUUUUUCACAUUUGUCACUGUUCCGAUAAGCAUUAUUUUUGUCAUUUCAAUUUUUCACUUUCUUAUUUUUUUAUUAUUUCAUUUGAUAUCAUGUCAUCAUUUUUCAUCGUUAUUUUUUCUAUUUCGUUUGUCAUUGUCAAACAAUUGUUUUGUUAUUACGUAUUUUCAUUCGAAUCCAAUCAAGAUUUGAAUCAUGGAGUCAAAAAUUAUUUAUUGAUGUACAGUCAAGCAUGGUGCAUAGAUCGCAAAGACCAUAAUUUUUAGAAUGUUAUGAUAGUUAUUACUACUGUGGAUUCAUUUUCAGUGAAAACCUCUAGGCAUUUCUAAAAUAUACAAAAAUUACAAAACAUUGCU